AUGGAAAUAAGAUAGUAAGAGCCUCUAGUAGGCACAAACUAUACAUAAAAAGCUAAUAUACUAGAGUAUUAACAAGCAACUGCCAGCAAUAGCAAUAAAUAUAUUCCAUUUACUGGUAAAUUCAUCCGUCCCUAGCAUAAAGACCAUUAAAAGACUCACUCGCCCUAGUAGUAGAGAGGAGAUGAACAGAAACAGCUUGAAAACGGCAUCAAUAGCACAGGCAAUAAUAUUCCAUCGUAGUAAAAUUAUUUGAAAAAUGCCAUAAAUGGAUCAAUUAAUAUUUCUCAUAACCCAAGCUCAACAAAGAAUAAUGUGAAUGCAACGUUUCAGAUAGCUAAUGCAGAAGCCAUUUCAUAAUAAUAGAUUUAGCAGUAGCUGCCUUAACUAAGUGGAAAGCAUUUUAAAAGCAAGAGCAGUAUUAUGAAGAAAAAUAAUUUAACAUACAUGAAUCCAUUUGCGAAUUAGUUUUCAGAGAACUCUGAAACUAAUGUCACCACUCACACCAAUCAAGAAUUGAUAAAUGGAAUCAAUGCAUUUAAUAGCAAUGAUGGCUUGAAGAAUAGCUCUGAGAUGAAGUCGAAGAGAGACUCACUCCAAGAAAAAGUUUACAAUCAUUUGAUUAAUACAAAAUCGCUGCCAUAGCUAGGAAAUGUAAAUAACAGAAACAAUCAAAUUCAUAAAGAUUAUGAUUAAGUAUGGCAAUAGUAGUAAUUUAAUUCCACUACUAAUAAUAACAACAACAUUCUUAAUCAGAGGUCUUAACUCACUGUUCAUAAGCUCUUGAACUAUGGCCAAAAGGAAACACAAGAUGGAUUCAUAGAUCCUAAUCAGCCCCUUCUCGCAAUCCAAUCUAAGAAUUUGAAAUUUAACGUUAUCAAAUAAGGUUCAGGUAAUCCUACUUAGCAUACAAAUGAUAAAAUCCAAGAAAUGCAAAUUAAUAAUGGUUUUUGUACUCCUCAAGCAAAUACCAUUGUGUCGAGUCCAUUGCAAAAUAUUAUGAAUCCUCUCACUAAUCUUAACUUUGAUGAUAAAAAAGAUGUGAGAGAUUGGUUUUAGGAGGGGAUUGAUGCAUAUAGAUAGAGGUUACAUCUUUACAAUUUUAGAUCAAAACACGUGGUAGUUUCAAAACCUUCUGGUCAUGCCGAAACAAAUGCGCUAUCACCUAUUCAUUCAAAGAAUUAAGUUAUGACAUACGACUACUCCUCUGGUAAUUUUUCUACCCCUUCAGAUACAAUUAAGGUCACCAAAAAGGAAUUAGUGUAAAGAUAUGAAAUUCCACCUCAGUAAUAAUAGUAAAAUACCUAUAAUCCUCAUCACAGAUAGUCAUCAAGCUAGAUAAGAGAAUUGGUUGAACAAGAAGCACUCAAUAAAUUAAGAAUCGAUGUUCCGAAAGAUAAUUACAACAACAACCUUAAUAAUAUUAAAAUGCAUCAUAAAGACCUUAGUGGUAUAAACGGAAACGGUUAGAUAAUGAGUAAUAACAAUAAUCACAUUAGAAAUCACAUUAAAAUAAAUAAAAAGAUCGAGGAUAAAAUAAGAGGUAUUCUGAAUAUCGGGGAUGCAAAAAUAUCUAUAUAGAUUGUACCUGCUACUUAGAAAGGUGAUAGUACAUCGUUUGAUCCUAAUAAAAAAGCACCAAUUAUGAUAAGAAUUAAAUAGGAUGAUUUCUUAAGUCAAAAUAUCCUACAAGAUGAGGAAUAUGAGAUACCAAUUAACAACAGAUUAUUAGUAAAUACGAGAGGUUCAGAAUCGAGACCAAUAUUUUCUCAAAAAUAUAAAUCUAGACAAUAGAUAAAAACUCUUGACUAAGUGCAUUCACAUGAAGCAAACUCUACCUAGCCCUUUGAACAUAAAAUGUAAAUUACUGAAAAUGCUAUCAAAAUUGUUAGGUAGCAGUAUAAGGAAGCCUAGAAGAAAAAUAUGGCUAAUUUAGGUCUAGCAUAAACGCAAAAUGUUUAAUUCAAUUCUUCAAAUGGGCACCUACUUUUGAAGCACAAGGGUCUCCUCUCAAUAGACGAUGAUUUCAGAGGUUAAAAUUAUCCAUAGACUAAAAUCAAAAUCCUUCACUAAAUUGAUGAUAAAUUACUUGAAACAUAUUAUAAACAUCCAGUAAACAAAGUUAUCAACACAAUCAAUCAGUUUAUAGCCAAUAUUCUCAAGAAUAAAAAUCUGUCAAGCAUGCCGUAAUCAUAGAUAUAAAGUGAGUUCAAGAAAUUCAACCUCGUAAUUCCUAAAAAUUAGAAUAUUAAUGGUUCAUAUCUAAGAUCUAAGGAAUUUUUGAAUAAUGCCAAGUCUUAAUUGUAUAGCAAUUUGUUCUCAGUCAUAAACCAGGAAAAUGAAUUUACUCCUAAAGUUUAAGAAACCAGCUCAUAUAAGUAUUUUAUCGGGAAGGGAAAUAAUGGAUAUUUAGUAAAAAUGUUGUUUAAAUAAAGAGUAUCUUCCUGGUGUUAAGUGACUAAGAAAAAAGGUCUUGAGGAGACAACACUUGAAAACGUACAUUUUAUCUGGACUCAAAUUAAAAGAUAGCAUAUAAUGAACUGCUUUGAUCAACUUAUCAAAUCAAAUCAGGAUACUAGAGACUCAACUACUGUGGCUGGAGGAAAGUUGAGCAAGAGCAAUUUGAAUACAAGAAGUUUUUCUGGAGAUUAAUCUGCCACUGAUGUUAGAUAAUAACUUGAUAAUACUGUUAGAGUCUAUGGUAAACUUGAGAACAACUAUCAUCUUGCAAACAAAAAAGCACUUUUCAUGAACAUGAAGAAUUACUAUGAAGCAAUUGACGAAGAUCCAUUUAUUGCGUUGCCUUUGACUUUUCACAUUAAGGAUGGAUUGAGUGACCCUAUUUUCAGCCAAUUCAAGAAAAUAUUUGAUGACUACUCAAGAAAGCCUCAAAUUAAGAAUGUUUGGAUUGUAAAGCCUGGAGAAAAUACAAAUAGAGGCACAGGUAUUUAAGUUUGUAAUAAAUUAGCAGAUAUCAUAUAAAUAAUCUAGUAAAACAAUGUCGAUCAGUUCUAUCAGACCUUCAUCAUUUAAAAGUAUAUCGAAAGACCACUUUUAAUAAAAAAGAGAAAAUUUGACAUUAGAUGCUAUGGUUUAUUCACGACUGUUAAUGGAUAUUAAAAAGGAUAUUUCUAUAAUGAUGGCUAUAUAAGAACAUCUUGUAAAGAGUAUAACACAAAUAAUCUCAAUAAUAAAUUUAUCCAUCUAACGAAUGAUGCAGUCCAGAAAAAAAGUGAUGACUAUGGGAAAUUUGAAAAUGGAAAUAAGAAACUAAUUUAAGAUACUUACAGGGCAGUUUAUGGUAAGCUAGAUCCAUUCAAAAGGCUUCAUGGAUUCGAAGUAUUCGGCUAUGAUUUUAUGAUUGAUGAAGACUUUAAAAUAUAUCUGAUUGAAGUUAACACUAAUCCCUGUUUGGAGACAUCUUGUCCUUUACUGGCUAGGAUUAUCUCAGAAAUGAUUGACAACUCUCUGAGAAUAGCCUUUGACCCUAUGUUCCUGAAUUACUCUUCAAAUAACAAUACCAAUCCACUAAAUGCAAAUCAAGCUUAAUCUUAAGAUUAGGCUAAGAAUCAGAAUCAAACCUCUUAUUAGUAAUCACAAUAGUUGCAACAAUAAAAUUAAUAAAAGAAAUAGCAAGCAAUAUAGCAAAACGAUUUGAGCAUUCCUUUAAUUAAGUAUGAAUUAGUCUUUGAUGAGAAAGUUGAUGGUCCUUAUCUAAAGCAAAAUGUCAUUUCUAAAUACAAGAAUGAUGAUAUAAUAAUAGUUGAAGAAGAUGAGGAGAUAUAGGAUGAGUUCGAUGGUGAUGAUGAUAAAUUAGAAAAUAGUAACAAAAAACCUGCAACUAACUAUUGA
This is a messenger RNA of Stylonychia lemnae, 3849 nucleotides long. The record is from the annotation of a GenBank genome assembly. Lineage: Eukaryota; Ciliophora; Spirotrichea; Sporadotrichida; Oxytrichidae.